Molecule: messenger RNA, 3812 nt
Organism: Protobothrops mucrosquamatus (brown spotted pit viper)
Lineage: Eukaryota; Metazoa; Chordata; Lepidosauria; Squamata; Viperidae
Gene: PLXNA1
Product: plexin A1
Exons: 24
Coding region: 1-3645 (1214 amino acids)
Biological process (GO): regulation of cell migration; regulation of cell shape; negative regulation of cell adhesion
Cellular component (GO): semaphorin receptor complex
Molecular function (GO): semaphorin receptor activity
Source: RefSeq, a predicted model, not a curated record
AUGUCAGACUUGUUUGUGGUCUGGGACUGCCCACAGAUCCUUCCAAGCACCCAGAUCUAUAUCCCUGUCGGUGUGGUGAAGCCUAUCACUUUAACAGCCAAAAACUUGCCACAGCCGCAAUCUGGACAGCGCAAUUACGAAUGCAUCUUCCACAUCCCUGGGAGCCCCUCCCGUGUCACUGCCCUGCGUUUCAACAGUACCAGCAUCCAGUGCCAGAAUACCUCGUAUUUCUAUGAAGGGAAUGACAUCAGUGACCUCCCAGUGAAUCUUUCUGUUGUGUGGAAUGGAAACUUCAUAAUUGACAAUCCCCAAAACAUCCAAGCUCACUUGUACAAGUGCUCAGCUCUGCGAGAAAGCUGUGGGCUGUGCCUGAAGGCAGAUCCACGCUUUGAGUGCGGCUGGUGUGUGUCAGAAAAACGAUGUUCCCUCCGUCAACACUGCCCAGUAUCGGAAAGCAGCUGGAUGCAUGCAAGCAAUGGCAAUAGCCGUUGUGCAGAUCCCAAAAUCCUUAAGUUGUUUCCUGAAACAGGCCCCCGGCAAGGUGGGACUCGGUUGACCAUCAUUGGUGAGAAUUUGGGCCUGAAGUUUGAAGAUGUGCGCAUGGGUGUUCGGGUUGGCAAAGUGAUAUGCAUGCCCAUUGAAAGUGAAUAUAUCAGUGCUGAGCAGAUCGUCUGUGAGAUUGGAGAAGCCAGCCCCAGCAAAAUUCAAGAUGCUCCUGUAGAAGUGUGUGUCAGAGAUUGUUCCCCCAGCUAUAAGGCUAUAGCUCCAAAAAGCUUCACUUUUGUGGUUCCUACCUUCUCACAAGUCAUCCCAGAUCGUGGGCCUCUUUCUGGGGGUACCUGGAUUAGCAUCAGAGGAAGACAUCUCAAUGCAGGAAGUAACAUCACAGUAACCAUUGGAGGACAACCAUGUGCUUUUGCAGGGAGAAAUGCUGGUGAAAUCCAAUGUAGGACUCCAUCUGGUCAGAUUCCGGGUAGUUCAACCAUCCUCAUUCAUAUAAACCGGGCUGUGCUUAGCAGUUCUGAUGUUACAUAUUAUUAUACUGAGGAUCCUACAAUUCAAAAGAUAGAUCCUGAAUGGAGCAUCAGAAGUGGUGGGACAUUGUUGACUGUGACAGGCACCAACCUGGCCACUAUCAAAGCACCCAGAAUCCGAGCCAAAUAUGGCAGUGCUGAGAAGGAGAAUAAUUGUACAGUCUACAAUGAUACCACCAUGGUGUGUUAUGCUCCUUCCAUUAAUAACCCAGUCAAGAGCCCUUCAGAACUUGGUGAUCGACCAGAUGAAAUUGGCUUUAUUAUGGACAAUGUCCAAGCCUUGUUGAUCAUCAACAGAACUAACUUUAUCUAUUACCCAGAUCCUGUCUUUGAAUCUUUGCCAUCUGGUAUGUUGGAGCUCAAGCCAAGUUCUCCUCUUAUUCUCAAGGGCCGUAACCUACUCCCACCUGCAUCUGGUAAUUCCCGGUUAAACUACACUGUACUCAUUGGUGACACUCCGUGUGCUCUUACUGUUUCUGAAACUCAACUGCUCUGCGAGUCCCCAAACCUCACAGGACAACAUAAAGUGACGAUUAAGGCUGGGGGGUUUGAGUUCUCUCCAGGGAGUCUGCUGAUCUAUUCUGACAACCUGUUGACUUUGCCAGCCAUUAUUGGCAUUGGUGGAGGAGGCGGUCUUCUCCUGCUCAUCAUCAUAAUUGUCCUUAUUGCAUACAAACGAAAGUCUCGAGAUGCUGACCGUACCCUCAAACGUCUCCAGCUGCAAAUGGACAACUUGGAAUCACGUGUGGCCUUGGAAUGCAAGGAAGCUUUUGCUGAGCUGCAGACUGAUAUCCAUGAGCUGACCAAUGACUUGGAUGGGGCUGGCAUCCCCUUUUUGGAUUAUUGCACCUACGCCAUGAGAGUCCUCUUUCCAGGAAUAGAAGACCAUCCUGUCCUGAAAGAAAUGGAGGUCCAGGCCAAUGUGGAGAAGUCUUUGACACUCUUUGGGCAGCUCUUGAACAAAAAGCACUUCCUGUUAACUUUUAUUCGAACCUUGGAGGCCCAACGUAGCUUCUCCAUGCGUGACAGGGGUAAUGUGGCAUCUUUAAUUAUGACAGCCCUACAGGGUGAGAUGGAAUAUGCCACUGGAGUGCUGAAACAGCUUCUCUCAGAUCUGAUUGAAAAGAAUUUGGAGAGCAAGAACCAUCCCAAAUUGCUUUUGAGGAGGACUGAGUCGGUGGCUGAAAAAAUGCUGACCAACUGGUUCACAUUCCUUCUGUAUAAGUUCCUAAAGGAAUGUGCUGGUGAACCUCUGUUCAUGUUGUAUUGUGCCAUCAAACAGCAGAUGGAGAAGGGGCCUAUAGAUGCCAUCACUGGAGAAGCCCGCUAUUCCCUGAGUGAAGACAAGCUCAUCCGGCAACAAAUUGACUACAAAAUGUUGACACUAAACUGUGUGAACCCUGAGAAUGAAAAUGCUCCUGAAAUUCCAGUCAAGGUCCUAAAUUGUGAUACUAUCACACAAGUGAAAGAAAAGUUGUUGGAUGCUGUGUACAAAGGAGUACCAUAUUCCCAAAGACCCAAAGCAGGAGACAUGGAUUUGGUGAGCACGAUCCCCAGUGACCCCAUGCCCUUCUCUUCCAUCGGUGCAGAGUGGCGGCAGGGCAGGAUGGCUCGGAUAAUUCUUCAAGAUGAAGAUGUCACCACAAAGAUCGACAAUGACUGGAAAAGGCUCAACACUCUAGCUCAUUACCAGGUAACAGAUGGUUCAUCUGUGGCACUGGUGCCCAAGCAGAACUCUGCCUACAACAUUUCCAAUUCGUCUACUUUCACAAAAUCACUCAGCAGAUAUGAGAGUAUGCUCCGGACAGCUAGCAGUCCUGACAGUCUCCGUUCCCGGACCCCCAUGAUCACACCUGACCUGGAGAGUGGCACCAAGCUUUGGCAUCUGGUCAAGAAUCACGAUCACAUGGAUCAACGAGAAGGUGAUCGUGGCAGCAAAAUGGUCUCAGAAAUAUAUUUGACUCGUCUGCUAGCUACUAAGGGAACUUUGCAGAAGUUUGUGGAUGACCUUUUUGAGACUAUCUUCAGCACAGCCCACCGAGGGAGUGCCUUGCCUCUGGCCAUCAAGUACAUGUUUGACUUCCUGGAUGAACAAGCCGAUAAGCACCAGAUCAAUGACUAUGAUGUCAGGCACACUUGGAAGAGUAACUGUCUACCUCUACGUUUUUGGGUGAAUGUGAUUAAGAACCCGCAAUUUGUGUUUGACAUUCAUAAGAACAGUAUUACUGAUGCCUGCCUAUCAGUGGUGGCUCAGACAUUCAUGGACUCCUGCUCAACUUCUGAGCACAAGCUAGGGAAAGACUCUCCCUCCAAUAAACUACUGUAUGCCAAGGACAUCCCUAACUAUAAAAGCUGGGUAGAAAGAUAUUAUGCAGAUAUAGCUAAAAUGCCAGCAAUCAGCGAUCAGGACAUGAGCGCCUAUUUGGCAGAGCAAUCACGGUUACACUUGAGCCAAUUCAACAGCAUGAGUGCCCUGCAUGAGAUCUACUCAUACAUUACUAAGUACAAGGAUGAGAUUUUAGCUGCUUUAGAGAAGGAUGAACAGGCCCGAAGACAACGGCUGCGAAGUAAGUUGGAGCAGGCAAUUGACACAAUGGCCCUAAGUAGCUGAAAAGGCUGAGUUGUUGUUGCAGACUUCCUAGCAGUGGAUGCUAAAAGAGAAGGGGCAAGCAAGUUGCAGCAACCAGAAAACACACAAGAUAUAUUGGGGCUCGGCACAAAAACAGUGCGCGGAGUCUGCUGCGUCUUUGAACCUUUUGCACCGAUUGAACAGAAGAA